UAUAUUUAGUUCCCCCGUAGUUGAUAUAGACGAAGUCGUAGCCGGAAUGAAAAUCACUUCGUUUCAAAAUGCGCCCGAUUCUCAACACCGUGUCAACAUUCCUUUUGAUUCUUCGAUGCAGCGGAGUCCUGGGAGCCGGUGAAAAGAGCAAAGAAAAAUGCAAGGAAUACGCGAAUUACGUCUACGCGGAUGAGGCGGCACCGAUUCUCAGAAUGAACGCCGGUACCAAUUCAAUAUCGCAUUGCGGAAUCGUCGAAGUCCCUCUCAUCAUCGGUGGCACGAAAGCCGUUCGAAAGGAAUUUCCGCACAUGGCGUUAAUCGGCUUCGGGAAUUCUGACGAGGAUGUUUCUUGGCAAUGCGGAGGUUCUUUGAUCUCGGAAAGUUUUGUUUUAACCGCAGCCCACUGUUUGGAUUCCCGAGACAAAGGACCGGCGUUCAAGGUCCGCGCCGGUUUGAUAAACCAGAAAACUCCGGGCGAGGAAAUGCAGGAAAGGAUCGUUGCGGAAAGAAUCAAACAUCCGAAUUAUCAACCUCCGUCGCGUUACCACGACAUUGCGCUGUUGAAACUGAAGGAGCCUUUCGAUCUCAACGCGGACGUUCGACCGGCUUGUCUUCACGUUGAAAAAGAUAUUCCUGGAACGAAAUCGAUAGCCUCCGGUUUCGGAAAAACUGCAUAUGAUGAGGCGGACGGCAGCGACGAUCUCAUGAAGGUUCAACUGACAUAUAUUUCUGAGGAAGUAUGCAAAGAUACUUUCAAAACAGAUUUCGGGGGAAGGCAAAUGCCUGACGGUUUGAUUACGAGCUUAAUUUGUGCCGGAGAGAUGGGGGGAGGCAAGGACACCUGCCAGGGCGACAGCGGAGGCCCCAUCCAGAGGGUGUUGGAAGACCCUUACUGUAUGUACAGUAUAGUGGGUAUAACCAGUUUCGGAAAAUUUUGCGGCUUUAAAAAUUCACCCGCCAUAUACAGCAGGGUCAGUUCGUACGUGGAUUGGAUCGAGGGCAUUGUAUGGCCUUGAAUCGGUUGAGUUUUUCGAUUUUUCUUCUCUUCAAAUAAUAAUAUCCCUGCAACGGACUUCACCUGCGGCGUCCCAAUAAAUUUCUCCCGAUAGAAUCGAAACCGUAUUCUCUAAACUUCCACUGGUAAAAUAAUUCAUCUCAAUGCAAAUUAAUUGGAUGGACUGUAAAUCGAAUGUUCAUCUUUUGCUGUUUUUUUUUUUUUUUUCAUUUCAAAUAAUUUUUUUCAUCUUCCGAGUCGAUCAAAGCUAUGAUCGGUUUUUACCCUCAGUUGAAAAAAUUAUAUUCGUCUUUUACCAUGGAGGCAAACGUCGCGUCGCUCGUCGAAGGACAAUUUUCUCAACCGGUAAUUCAGUAAUGUUUAACUAACUCCAGAGAUGGCGGCAUUGGCUUAACAACAAAUUAAAAUUAUGACUCAUUACUAAUGUUGCAAAAUUCAAAUUUAUAACAUAUUCGCCGAUGAAAUGAGAAUUUUUCUCCCCGAAAUUCAAAAUUCGCUCGGAUUUAAAACGAAAAUUAUCGCUGGUUCAUGAUUCUUGUCUUUUCAUUGAUUUUUGCCAAAAUACCGAUCUUCUUUCUUGAGUAGAAUCAUAAUUGAAAUUUUGCUAUCGUAGAUAAGCUAGUGGGGGCAAACUGCAAUUCAAAAUCAGAACAACUCGGGAUUUUGCCGUAAUUAAUUAUCUCAUGUGUCGCCGAGGGCGUUCGCCCUCGUGAUCUCGUUGGAACUUUUUAUUUCCUCGCUCGCGUAUAGAAUUUAUUUAUUUAUUUUUGUUAAGUUCUUUUUAAUUUUCUGCAAGAAAAUCUCAUUAGAACGUUAAUUGGUCGUUUGUAAUUAUAAAAUUUCAAUAUACGGUGUUAUAAUAAUAAUUCAAUAAUGUAUUACGAUAAAUUUUAUCACAGCCCGCCGUCUGGUCUGCAAGUUUUUUCCACUCUCUCUCUCUCUCUCUCUCUCUUUUUUCUACAUCAGUCUGGUCAGGCGACUCGGAUCGUUCCCUAAAGAAUCUUCGGUCGUUGAAUAAUUUUUAUAAAAUAUAAUUGAAAUCAAGCUGUUAAUUAUUUCUCCACAGACCUCGAUGUAUCGCGCUUGCAGGGGAAAAUUCCUCCAAUUGUAUGCAAACAAAAAAAAAAAGAAAGAAAAGAAACGAAUUGAAAAUAAUAUUUAAAAAUUUUUUUGUAUCGCUCGUGCGGAGCGGAGCAAGGACGGUAUCAUUAUUAUUAAUCGCAGCUUCGUACAAUAUAAAUAUUACAAAGAUUGUACUCGUCUAAUUAGGUUUAACCUUGCAGCGCGUCUCCGCGCGUUUGUCUUCAUGUGCUCCAAUAUAGAAGACUUUUGCCACAUAGGUGUUUUUUACACAGACAGCGAAUGCUCAAGAUCUAAAAUAGACGCAGAGGAUGAUAUACCUCGCGCAUUUUCGCUAUAGUUUGGCAAAAAUCCAAAUGAACUUAACCACCGCAGUGUUUCAAAGUUAUUAACGGAUACACGUUAUUCCUAUUAGUUAUUUUGCUGCACAAAAGUUUACAAAUGAAACCCGAACGCUUCCUGUAUAGAACGCGAGGAAUUUAAUUCUCAUUAUUAUCACAGCAAUAAACGCAACUCUUUCAACUUUGCGCCGAACCGACGUACGUAUUUGCACUGUAUACAUAUCCGUACGUACCUACCCCCGUAAUGUAUUUAGCGUUGUACAUCAACUUUUAACACGCCCGGUAAUGCGGUGCGGCGAGAUCAGCUUUUGAAGAAAUUGAAAAAAAUAAAAUAAAAUAAAAUAAAAAACAUAUCGAAUGAA
Athalia rosae (coleseed sawfly) is the source of this 2798-nucleotide messenger RNA. RefSeq names its product serine protease snake-like. The transcript has 6 exons. Gene Ontology annotation, molecular function: serine-type endopeptidase activity. The coding region runs from base 69 to 1016 and encodes 315 amino acids. Gene Ontology annotation, biological process: proteolysis. NCBI's taxonomy places the organism in Eukaryota, Metazoa, Arthropoda, Insecta, Hymenoptera, Athaliidae. The record is from RefSeq and is a predicted model, not a curated record.